Molecule: messenger RNA, 2251 nt
Organism: Myxocyprinus asiaticus (Chinese sucker)
Lineage: Eukaryota; Metazoa; Chordata; Actinopteri; Cypriniformes; Catostomidae
Product: conserved oligomeric Golgi complex subunit 8-like
Exons: 5
Biological process (GO): intra-Golgi vesicle-mediated transport
Cellular component (GO): COG complex
Source: RefSeq, a predicted model, not a curated record
CUGUACGCACCACGUGGGAAUGCGCGUUGAGUUUCGUCGCACGUCUAUGACGUCAUGACUUUUUAAUAAAGUUUAUCGUUCAGUUUCGAAUCAACACUGCCGAUCAUGGCGACCGUAGACGUGGAAGAUGAAAGUAUAUUGGCGUCGAUCUUCAAAGACAGCUUUCCAGAGAACUGGAGAGAGAAUCCGGACAUCGCGGCGUAUUUAUCGGAGUUGAGCUCGUAUGGUGUGGAUAAAUUAAACCGUGAGCCGGAGCGUCUGUCGGAGGAGAGAGCUCAGAUCCUGCAGCAGACCCGAGAACUGGCCUUCAGUAACUAUAAAACCUUCAUCAGGACAGCUGACUGCACACAACACAUCUACACUGACUUCAGCAGAGUGGAGAACAGUGUGUCUAAACUACUCAACAAACUACCCAGCUUUGGAGAGAAAUGCAGAGGUUUUAUAAAGGAAGCCGAGGAGAUCAGUGUGAGUAGGCGAAUGAACAGCCUGACACUGAAUCGACACACAGAAAUCCUGGAGAUUCUGGAGAUUCCUCAACUGAUGGACACAUGUGUCCGUAACGGUUACUAUGAGGAGGCGCUGGAGCUGGCAGCUUACGUCAAGAGACUGGAGAAAAAACAUUCAUCACUUCCUGUAAUACAGGGAAUUGUGUACGAAGUCCGACUGUCUGCGCAGCUUAUGCUAAACCAACUCCUUCAACAACUGCGCAGCAAUUCACAGCUCCCAGCCUGUCUGCGUGUGAUUGGCUACCUGCGCAGAAUGGACAUUUUCACUGAAGCCGAGCUACGCGUCAAGUUCCUGCAAGCCCGUGGAAGCUGGCUGCGUUCUAUACUCGCUGCGAUCCCCGGUGACGACCCUUACUUCCACAUCACCAAGACUAUCGAAACCUGUCGCGUACAUCUCUUUGACAUCAUCACCCAAUAUCGUGCGAUCUUCUCCGAUGAGGAUCCGUUGCUGCAACCCGGUGGUCAGAUGUUGAAUGAGAGCGCCAUCUUUCACGGCUGGGUCGUGCAACAGGCCGCGCAGUUUAUGGAGACCCUGGAUCGUGACCUUCAGCGUGGGGUGGGAUGUCGCUUGGACUCUCUGCUUGGCCAGUGCAUGUAUUUCGGCCUUUCUUUUAGCCGGGUCGGGGCGGAUUUCCGUGGCCAGCUCGCCCCCAUAUUUCAGCAGGUCGCCAUGGAUACGUUCCGCAAGGCUAUCCAAGAAGCUGGGGAGAAGUUCCAAGAGGAUAUGAACUUGUAUACCCUGAUUUCUUUCCCAUCGAUACUUGGAAGCACCAUUCCACCAGUGGCUCCGAGCACCCAACCAGGAACACUGCAGCCCCCCAUGGCCCUGCUGGACUUCCCACCUCUGGCAUGCUUCCUAAAUAAUGUCCUAACGGCCUUCAAUGACUUAAGACUGUGCUGCCCCAUUGGACUCGCACAGGAAGUUGGCAAAUGUGUUGAGGAAGCCCUUAUUAAGGUGACCAAGCUGAUCCUGGUUUUCCACCGAGCUGAAGAAUCUGCCUUCAGCAGCUGAGAAAGGGAGUUAUUUAUUAAAUUCUGUUUGACGUUUGCUGAGGACAUGGUGCCUUUCCUGAACCAAUGUUUACAAGUUUUGUUUCCUCCAGCCCAGCUUGCUCAUAUACUAGGUGUCCCUCCAAACCAGGUUUAUAAGUUCGGCAGUCUUGGUUGCAUCAAUGUGAACAUGGUUCUGGAGCCACUAGAGUUUGUUCUGCCCAAGAAAGAGCCUAUGACACCAGUUCUGGACCUCUGCACUGAUCUGAGCAGUCUGCUGUCAGCUCAAUCAGAUACCUCGCCUACAAUUGAACCCAAUCCUGCUGAAGAAAAUCUUCCAGAAGAAUCUAUACCAUCUAAACAAGACACGUUUACAGAAGAGCCCGAGUUAACUUUCGAUGCUCCUCCAAAAGAGGACAUUUCAGUAGAAGUGCUCGCUACAGGGCAAAAUGACCCAGUACCAGGGUCUGAAAUGACUUUUGUUGUUGAGGAUUUGUCCGCAACACCUAUUAACAUUGAAGAGACAUUUACAGAAUAAGCCACAGCAGCAAUAUUUAAUCGCUGUCAGUGCAGUGUCUUGUGUUUCAGUCUGAACAAUGUUUCUAGGAGUCCUAAAACACAGAGAAACGUUGUGUUUUGAUAUAACUGAACCAUGUAAACAAACUUAAUCCAGUCUUUAUUAGCAGUUUUAUUUGGUGAAGGUAAAAAUGUAAUAAUAUAUGAAUAUGAUGUAAUUAAACAUGGUUAAUAUUUAA